This is a messenger RNA of Nomia melanderi (Alkali bee), 1794 nucleotides long. Its product is annotated as enhancer of split m7 protein. Lineage: Eukaryota; Metazoa; Arthropoda; Insecta; Hymenoptera; Halictidae. Gene Ontology annotation, biological process: regulation of DNA-templated transcription. Gene Ontology annotation, molecular function: DNA binding; protein dimerization activity. The record is from RefSeq and is a predicted model, not a curated record.
ACGGCCGACAGUCACCACAAUCACUGUGAUCGUUCACGAAGUUCGAACCUGGAGACGCGUCGGUGAUACACAAGUCCUCGAUACGUUUCCACCGAAUUUCAGUGAACCGAGUUCAAGGGAGAAACAGAUACGGAGAACAGUCGCGAGAAACGUGUCCGAACCAUUCGGUGUGACAAUAUCAAGGACACCGAGCGACAAGUGUGACGAUAAUAGACCCGCGAUAAGUGAAGUUUCCUUGUUGUAACCGGUGUGUGAAGAACGUAUAAUUCCCAUCGAUCGACCAGGAUUUUAACCGCCAUGCAGAUGCACGAGCAAAUCAUGAUGGUCGACGGACAGGAGCAACCGAUCUCCAGGACUUAUCAGUACAGAAAGGUGAUGAAACCUAUGUUGGAACGCAAACGCCGAGCGCGCAUCAACCGGUGCCUCGAUGAACUGAAGGACCUGAUGGUGACGGCUCUGGCGGGCGAUGGCGAGAACGUGGCGAAGUUGGAGAAGGCUGAUAUCCUGGAGUUGACCGUGCGUCAUCUCCACAAGUUACAACGGCAGCAACGACUCUCCGCGAACCCGGUGAUCGACGCGGACCGCUUCAGAGCCGGCUACACGCAUUGCGCCAACGAAGUCAGCCGCUGCCUGGCCGCCACGCCGGGCGUGGACGUCGCCCUCGGCACCAAACUGAUGACCCAUUUGGGCCACAAACUGAACGCCAUGGACAAAACUGGCCCGUUGACCAUCCACGUGGCAGCACCACAAUCAUCCCCGUCCUCGAGCAGUGACCUCAGCUCCGACGAGUACUCUAUGCCCCUGACGCCGGCCUCCAGCCAGCCCUCGCCGGUGCGAACGGAGAUCGAGACCAUGUCCCAAGGACACCAAGGCCUCCUGCAGGUCGCCAAACCCAACGAGCCAAUCUGGAGACCGUGGUAAUCGGAGCGAGGUCGACAUCGACGGCCGACGGGUGUCAUCCGGUGUGAACCGGAGAGGGCUGAAGAGGAUCUUUCGCGUCGCCCGGGUGAAUAUCGCUCGGGAGGAACAUCAACUGCGCGGGACACCGCUACCGGUGUUGCAAUUUUGUCUGUGAUUCGAGCGAACGACUUCGCGCUCCCUCGACGGAGGGAAUCAUCGAUUCUGAGAAGAAUCGUCCAUCAACGAAGAGGAUUAGUUUUUAAUAACGCCUACGGGGUGUGCAAAUACGGACUCGUGAUCCGAAGAGGAAAAUAGACUUAAGAUUCUCCUUCUUUUCUCUCUGUUUUCUUCAGUUUAUAAUUUGCUCAAAACCGCUCGGAGUGAAAUACCGUGGGGGGUGAACAAUGUAAGGGGGAAAGUUAAUACGGUAUAAAAUUAUUUCCUGUAACGUCGUCCGUUAGGAUGUUAGGGAUCCGGUUAGGAUCGAACGGUAUAGUUUGUAGGCAAUCGGAAACUUAGGAUCUCGAUGUAGACUCGCGGAUACACUCGCGUAGCAGCGACACGGCUGAAGCUUUAAUUCAAUCGACAGAUAUAUUCUAUUCUUUAGUUCGUAACUUUUUUUAUCGAGAAUUUUAUUUUGCCAAUUUCGGUGCGAGACGGUCCAUCGGCGAUCGGGCGCGUUUUCUCGCUUCGAUCGGCGUAGGAAUAGAGAGAAAAAGUCGUCGACGCGCCGGAAAUUGUUGUUAUAAUGUACAUAUAACCUCCUCGGUCAGCUGUAUCAGUUUUACACAUUCGAAUAAUUUGUGAUCCCGUCGACGCCGCUGGUAUCGACGGGAAUGACGAUCGGGCAGAGGUUCUUGUGAUAGAGAAACGUGUACCUGUGAUAUUUACUAG